Enterobius vermicularis (human pinworm) is the source of this 318-nucleotide messenger RNA. The record is from the annotation of a GenBank genome assembly. Lineage: Eukaryota; Metazoa; Nematoda; Chromadorea; Rhabditida; Oxyuridae.
AUGUGGGAUCAGCUAGAAGUGGUCAUGACUUUCAAAAGACUUUACGGCUAUUAUGUCUUACAGGCUUUCGUACCAUCCUACCUCUCCGUUUUCACUUCAUGGAUAACCUUCUGGAUAGAUUCAAAGGCACUGCCAGCAAGAGCCUCUCUUGGACUCAGCUCGCUUAUGGCUCUAAUAUUUCAGUUUGGAAAUAUCGUUAAGAAUCUUCCAAGAGUUUCGUAUAUUAAGGCACUUGAUGUAUGGCUUUUCGGAUGUAUUGGGUUCAUAUUCCUCUCAUUAGUAGAAGUAAGAAUAAAAAUCAAAAAUUUUUUAACUUAA